This is a messenger RNA of Enterobius vermicularis (human pinworm), 1461 nucleotides long. Lineage: Eukaryota; Metazoa; Nematoda; Chromadorea; Rhabditida; Oxyuridae. The record is from the annotation of a GenBank genome assembly.
AUGGAUUUGGUACUGCCGCAGACACCGAUGACGAUAAUGUUUGAUGACCAUCAUAAUGCUUGGAUUCUAUUCAUCGGGCAAUUAUCCGUCUCUGUUCAUCUUUUUUAUGGUGCUCUAGAGGCGAUAUCUUCAGUGCCAACUAACACAGACUCAGCACCAAUUCGACAAUUAUUACCACCACCACUUCCGCCACCGCCACCACCAGCAGUUCCAGCAUCUCCGUUUGAAACUGAAGCACAACGGGAGUUGGCACGAAUGUUCCACCUGCCAGCUGAUAUUGUAAGUCGUCUGGCAACCGCAAACAUUCCAUCUAGUGAAAAAUACCCAGAUCUAUCAUUCGUCACUACUGACACGCCUCCCGUUAUCACUAAUGUUCCAGUUGAAAGUUCUCUUGUACCUGCUUUCACCAGAAACGCAGAAGUAGUGCACCCAGCGACAAGCACGAGGAAACCAGUCAUGUCAUCAUCAGAACCCAGCGUUUUCUAUCUUGAGGGAUUUUUACCUGAUUCUAGAGCACCACCACGACUACAGAUUGCUAAACACGAAAGCAAUAAUCAGCAGCAACUGAGCGAAGUUGACGUCUAUGACAAACAGUCAAAUUACGCAUAUUCGCAGUUCAUCAACCCGCCUUCAAGAAACAGAGAUUCAUUUGCUAUAGUGUCACCAGCAGUUGCAGCCGGAAGUCCAACUUUUGAAAUUUCUUCUGACCCUCUGAAGCAGUCACAAAUUAUUCCGCUGAAUGAUCGAUUUGAACUUUACAGUCAUAGUCCGGUUAUACCAAAAAAGUUCCCACAAAGACAAGAAUUUAGGCGAAAACAGAUCAGUUCUAAGAUUUUGGAAGGGCAAAUAAAAAUGCUGAAAAAACUGCCACCGUCGAGCGAUAUUCGACGAUUUCAGAUGCAUGUAGAUGGUGAAACCGAUUAUCUUGGACAAUUGGAACAGUCGCCCAAAGAAGACAUAUCUGUUGCAAAUAAGUUUCCGAAAAGUAUAAGUUACCCAGAACCGGCUUCAGAUUACUUCAAAAGUGCCGUCAUGUCAUCGCUCAGCGAUGAUGAAGUGAUUCCAGAAAUCACUCCUUUGCUGAUUUCGAAUAAUCAAGAUCAACAGAGCUCUGGGUCUCAAUACAACCAAUUCAAGCAGGAUGAGAAUUACGAUGGUGCUGAAGAUGUUAAGAAGGGAACCUGGAAAGUCAGAGAUUAUUUCCGAUCCAAAAUUCAUCGAGUACCACCACAACAAGUGGUGACAGAGCUGCCGAUUACAACACGUAACGUUGUUAUAUCAGUUAGCCGCCAAUUUUGUUCAAAUCUUCGAUCAUUUGCCAGACAAUUUAGCAUCGGAGAUGUUGCGGAAUUUGCUAACACAAACUGUGACUACAUUCGUAACUAUUAUUCGGAGUUACGAUGUUCGGACAUCGAAGAAUAUGCAAAACGUUGCGUUUUGAUAACGCGACGAAGACUGUAG